UAUGGAACUUCCCUCUUUUUGAGGCUACAUGCCAAGACCUUUGUUUGAUCUAAUUCCUGCUCGCUGGUUAGACAUAUUAAGCCUAUGUUGAUGCGGAAAGGGAAUGUGAGAGAAUCUAUGAAGAAUCAGGGAAGGUUGACAGGAAAAGAGAGAACAAGAGAGAAUGAUAGAAAAUGGGUAGGGGAAGGUAAGUAGUAGUCUGGAUGUGAGUGUGUAGAGAACCGUGAAGUUCGAAAGGCAACAUCAGCCAUCUCUGUGUGGGAACAGAAGAAUCUGAGGGUGGAGGGUAGUAGGCAAGAGGAGAAAAAGCAGCCAGUAAGACGCAACUUAUGGAUAUGAGGAGCAGGAAACACCAUGAACUGGAGGGUCGUCUUGACAACAUGCUUUCUCGCAUAGCCAGGGAGACAGAGGAGAUCAAAGACCUGGAGCAGCAAUUCACAGACAAUCAAAUCCUGGCAAACAACGUUUUACAGAAAGACCUGGAAGGUAUCAUCACAGGGCUGAAGGAGUACCUGAGGGGAGUUAGAGACCAGGCAUACAAGGCACAGGAACAUUGCCAGAAGUUACAGAAGGAAAAUGAAGCACUAAUGCGUCAGCUAGAGUGCAGUCAACACAACCUCAGCCAACUGGAGACCGCAGCCAAGGCCACACAGACUUGCCAGAAGAUGGGAGAGCUAGAUGCCCUGCUGAAGGGCAAUGCUGCACCGAGGGAGUCUCAGGGCAAGAUGUGUGCCUAUGAGGCAGAGCUGGAAAGCCAGCCGCUGGAGCACCACAUGCAGGCUGGCCAACUCAAAGAGGAACUAGAGAGACUCCACAGGCGCAGCCUGGUGAAGCAGACUGCUCUGCAGCUAGAGUUAGAGAAGGAGCGGCAGGCAAAGCAGGACAUCUUGGCCCAGGUGCAGCUGGCUACACAGAGGGAGCAGAAGGUUGCAGACCUGCAGAAGCCGCUCUCUUCAUUGAAGCUGUCCACAGAGUUUCACAGAGAAACAGAACUGCAGGGUCUGAGGGAGAAGCUUGGCAGGCUGGAGGAGGAGCUAGAGAAAGCGAACAGGCUGCAGGUGGAGGUGUCACUGCAGCUAGAGCAGAGCCAAGAGGAGAGGGAUUGUCUGCUGGCUGUGCUGGAGGGCCACUGCAGUCAGGCAAGGAUGGCAGAGCAUGAGAGCCAGCAGUACAUGAGGAGUCUCAACAGGCUGCUAAGGAAGAUCAAAACGGACAUGUCCUUAGCUGACAAGAUAGCUGCCCAGCAGCUGACUACUGCUACUGACCAGCUCAGUUCUCUGCACCGCACUGUUCCCAGGAUAUACAUGGAGACUCAGUCUCAGCCUCCGAGUCCAGCCAACACAGACAGAGUUGCGCCAGCAAGCCUUCAUCCUGUGGUACCUCAGUCCCCUCCGAUGCAUCUGUGGGGGAAGAUGACCCAGUUAUUUUGAGAUGAUCUCAUUAUUGUUUUACUUAAUAAAUGUUUUGACAACUUGA
This is a messenger RNA of Hypomesus transpacificus, 1476 nucleotides long. RefSeq names its product centriolin (gene cntrl). Bases 330 to 1430 code for a protein of 366 amino acids. NCBI's taxonomy places the organism in Eukaryota, Metazoa, Chordata, Actinopteri, Osmeriformes, Osmeridae. The transcript has 8 exons. The record is from RefSeq and is a predicted model, not a curated record.